AUGUCUGCAGUAAAGAACUGGCAAACCACAAGACCCACCAUCAGCGAAAGAGCCAAGUUUUUGCUCAACAACAAUCACUUGAGUGAUGCUAAGUUUGUUGCGCUGCAACGUGGCGGCGAAAACGAAAGUAAGAAAGCGAUUCCAGCUCACAAGUUUAUUCUGGCGAUUAGCAGUCCAGUGUUUGAAGCAAUGUUUUUCGGUGAACUGGCAGAGACUAAAGAGACUAUUGAACUGCCUGACUGUGAGUAUGGGAGUCUGUUGGAGUUGUUUCGCUAUAUGUACAGCGAUGAAGUGAACUUAAGCGGACGUAAUGUGAUGGGAGUGCUGUACUUGGCUAAGAAAUAUCAGGUCUCUUCACUCUUUGAUAAAUGCACGGAAUAUUUGCAACUUAACUUAGAUCCGUCGAAUGUCCUUAGCAUCCUACUCACUGCACAAAGAUAUGAAGAGAAAGAUCUCAUUGAUCGAUGCUGGGAAGUGAUCGACAGUGGGGCAGAAUUUGCUGUGAAAUCCGAUGGAUUUGAGACGAUUGAGAGGUCUUUACUUGAAUCAGUGGUUGCACGUGCAAGAAAUACUCUUGCCAUUGAGGAGGUCGAAUUAUUCAAAGCUAUUGAUACGUGGGCAGCGAAGCAGUGCCAAAAACAAGGUUUCGGAGUAAGUGGUAAAAUGAAAAGAAAGGUUCUAGGAGAACAAAUAGUCACAGCAAUACGCUUUCCAUUGAUGAAACAUAAUGAAUUUGCCACUGUCGUCCUUGAUACAAAUAUUCUUACCUGUGAUGAAAUAGUCACCUUUUUUAAGUUUUACAGUUCGACGUUGACUUCUCCUCUGGGAUUUCCAGAGACCCCAAGAAUCAAACAAGCCGCCUUUCCUCGUUGUGGCAGAUUUCAAUCAGUGUCAGAGGAAUUUUUCACUUAUAGGGGUGAUAAACAUUAUCUUUGUUUCAAAGUAGACAAAGAUGUCAUGUUACAUGGAUUACGUUUGUUGGGGAGUGAAAACAAUAAAUACACAGUUAAUUUGGAGGUAAGGGAUUGCAGCACAUACCAUUGGACGGUGAUGGUGUCCAAAAGUGGUAUAUUUACCGCAAAGGUGUUUCAAUACACAAUUUUUCCCAUACAUGGGUUUGAUGUUUUGUUUGACCCUCCUGCGCAGUUAAAGAAAGGGACGCGCUACAGACUUAGUGCAAAGAUUUCUGGUCCACCGUCUUUGGAAGGAACUGGUGGGCUAGACACUGUCCGGUCAUCCGGUGUAACAUUUAAAUUUUCUAGUGUUAAUUUUAAGGAUAACGGAACUGAUAUUUCAACUGGCCAGUUUCUAGAAUUUAUAUUUUGUGAAGUCAGGUAUUAA
This is a messenger RNA of Porites evermanni, 1341 nucleotides long. Lineage: Eukaryota; Metazoa; Cnidaria; Anthozoa; Scleractinia; Poritidae. The record is from the annotation of a GenBank genome assembly.